AACACAAAAACCAGACGGAAGUUUCUCCGGACAGCCAUCGACAAGUGUUCUUCAGUGGAGCUUCUCCGGUCCCUCCCCGCCCCGAACCGCCGGGCAAUUCCCAGCCAUUUGAAGCGUCAAGUUCUUCACUUUCGAUUCAAACCACUGGUCCAUUUUCAUGGGUUCUCUUGCUCUUAGCUCGCGGGACUUCUGUAGUCGCAGCAAAUGGUUCUGUCACCUCGCAUCGGUUCAAAACGACGAGAGGUUGGGUCGUCGGAGAGUGAGCUUCGACAGAGGUCGGAGUUCGGGUUUCACGGUCAGGGCAGUGGCCCAGAUCGAGCCCAAGUGUCGUGAUCAUGAUGAUCAGGUGGGAGACAGGGCUGUCGUGAUUUCUUGCAGUGAAGUCGGCAUCGCUGUGGGAUUGGAUGUUAGGGAAACGUCGAGGAGGAUGAAGAUUUCUAGGGCUAACAGAGGGAUCGUCCCCUGGAACAAAGGCAAGAAGCACAGUGCUGAGACCAUACAGAAGAUCAGGGAGAGGACGAGGAUUGCUAUGCAGAGUCCUAAGGUCAGGAUGAAAUUGGUUAACUUUGGGCAUAGACAAAGGUUGUAUCAUUGUGGCAACGAGACGAGAAUGAAAAUUGGGGCAGCUGUUCGAAUAGGGUGGAGAAGGCGCCGUGAAAAGAUGAAAGUGCAAGCGACAUGCUUCUAUGCUUGGCAGAAUUUGAUUGCAGAAGCUUCUAGAAAAGGCCUUUUUGUUGAGAAGGAGAUGAAAUGGAACUCGUACAACACCUUGGAUGAACAGCUUGAGAAGGAGUGGUUGGAGAGCAUUGAGCAAAGAAAAAGCAUGCCAAGGCUGAAAGGGGUCCAGCGAGCAUCAAAAUCCCCCGAGCAGAAAAGGAGAAUCGCCGAAGCUAUUGCUGCAAAAUGGGCUGAUCCUGAUUACCGUGAGAGAGUUUGUUCUGGAAUGGCUAAACAUCAUGGUACGGCUGUUGGAUCUGAAAGAAAGCCUCGGAGAAGGCCGGUUGGCAUAAUAAAGUCCACCAGGCAGAACUUGAAGAAGAAGACGAACGAAACAGAAAAUGCUUCAAGCACAGACAAUAUCAAGCGAUCGACUGUUCAGAGAAGCAACAAGCCUCUCUAUGAGGACCCUUUGGCAAGUUCAAAGUUGGAGAUGAUAAAGAACAUUAGAUCCCAGAGAAAAGCCGCGGAUUCUGAGAUUGCUGAAGCUGUUGAACGAGCUAGGCUAUUAAUAGCUCAAGCUGAGAAGGCAGCAGAAGCCCUUGAGUUCGCUGCUACGAGGAGUGCCACUGCACAAGCUUCCCUACUGGAAACAAGAAAGCUGAUAGCUGAAGCCAUUGAGCUGAUCGAAGCUGUAGAAAAAGGCGAGAUCUCAUCGAAUGAAAAUGUGUCACAUGGUCCAUCAGGAGGUGGCACUGGCUUAUCCGGCCGAGUCGGAUAUGAAAAGAUCAAGGGUUCAUUCGAGGAGCCAAGCCACAAAUGGACAGUCAAUGGGAGGCAAUCACUUGUCUCCGGUAAUGGUGUGGGCUUUGAUUUCAGCAAGUUUACAUUACAGAACGUGCUGAACUUGGACGGCCAAUUUACACUUUCAGGCUCAGGGGAGAUGGACAUGUCGCCAAAUGGGACCCAAGGAAGUUUAGACUCCGAUCAGGGAGAAGAAUCUCCGGGACCAGUCAGAGUAACCAAGAAGUGGGUUCGGGGGAGACUUGUAGAAGUUGUAGACGAGGCUUAAUUUCUGUACAUAACAUUCUGAGAUUUGCUUUUCUGCUGUAGCUUGCAGGAUAACAUGGAAAGUUAUACAAUCUUUGGCCUUAUAGCCAGCAAUAAUCCAAUCAAGGUCUCAGUUUUCUGAA
Molecule: messenger RNA, 1850 nt
Organism: Punica granatum (pomegranate)
Lineage: Eukaryota; Viridiplantae; Streptophyta; Magnoliopsida; Myrtales; Lythraceae
Source: RefSeq, a predicted model, not a curated record